AGCUCGCGCCCGGAUAUGGCUGAUCAGUCGGCUAGUGAAACUAGUGAAAUGAGGGGAUAAAUCUAGGUGGGAUGGAGGUUACGAGGAGCUGGACCGAGUCAUUGCGACAGGAUAUACAUCCAGAAAUAUCAAGAGGAUCUAAAGAGAUCAAAAGUAGUGCUAAUAAACGCAUUUGUGAGGAAGUUUGCUAGUUAGCCGCCGUUAGCUCGACAGGUAAACAAUCUUCUUUAGGCCGGUGUUGUAAAUAAACAACUGUCUGUCGCUUUUAGCCAAAGCACUCACAUACUUGAUUCCAAUAUUGUGGAGAUUGUUAAAGAGGUUAAUUGAUGCAGGACUGUCAACGAACUGCAAAGGACAAUAUAAAGACGCGAUGAAACAUUGCCAGGCCUGUUAAGUCAGGUCGUUAUUACUGUACUAAAAGGGUUUGGUCGAUUUUAAAGUGGCUUAAAAUGGGGAGAAACUGGAUUAGAAGAGAAACACGGACUUGUGGUGGGCUUGUCGUGACUUUGGGAGCUUUGGUCAUCUCCUGUCUUUUGGCAGAAGUCAGUGGUCACGAUGGACAAGCGAUGACAGCAGAGGAAAAGUCCGAAAUCAGGGACCAAAUACUAGAGAUGUUUGAUCAUGCCUAUAACAGUUACAUGGACUAUGCCUACCCUGCAGAUGAGUUGAUGCCACUCAGCUGUAGAGGAAGAGUCCGAGGGCUGGAACCCAAUCGAGGAGACGUUGAUGACUCUCUAGGAAAGUUCUCUCUAACCUUAAUAGACACUUUAGAUACACUUGUGUUGUUAAACAAACUGAAUGAGUUUGAGGAAGCUGUGAAAAAGAUCGUGAGAGACGUCAGACUGGACAAUGACAUCGUCGUCUCUGUUUUUGAGACCAAUAUCCGUGUGCUCGGUGGUUUGUUGGGUGCACAUGUGAUGGCUGAUGUUUUGAAGCAGCGUGGAGAGAGAAUGCAGUGGUACAGAGAUGAACUGCUACACAUGGCCAAAGAGCUAGGGUACCGCCUGCUGCCUGCCUUUAACACCACCAGUGGCCUUCCUUAUCCUCGGGUAAACUUGCGUUAUGGAGUUGUGAACCCACUUUCGCGUACGGGCACUGAGUCUGACACUUGCACUGCUUGCGCAGGGACCUUGAUUUUAGAGUUUGCAGCACUUAGUCGAAUGUCUGGGGACACAAUAUUUGAGGAACAUGCUAGGAAAGCUAUGGACGUCCUCUGGGAGAAGAGACAAAGAGGAAGUGACCUUGUUGGUACUGUGAUCAACAUCCACAAUGGAGACUGGGUUCGCAGAGAUAGCGGUGUUGGUGCUGGAAUCGACUCUUAUUAUGAAUACUUGAUGAAAGCUUAUAUUCUUCUUGGGGACAAGGUGUACCUUGAAAGAUUCAACACACACUACAGUGCCAUUAUGAAGUACAUCAGCCAACCUCCUUUGCUGCUCAACGUCCACAUGCACAAUCCUACAGUAAAUGUGCGCAGCUGGAUGGAUUCCUUGCUCGCCUUCUUCCCUGGAUUACAGGUUCUGAGAGGAGACUUGAAACCUGCCAUUGAGACGCAUGAGAUGCUUUAUCAAGUGACGAAGCAGCACAACUUCCUCCCUGAGGCCUUUACCACCGAGUUCAGAGUUCACUGGGGACAGCACCCAUUGAGACCAGAGUUUGCUGAGAGCACAUACUUCCUUUACAAAGCUACAGGUGAUCCGUACUACUUGAAAGUGGGCCAGUCUAUAGUGGAGAAGCUGAACGCUCAUGCUCGGGUCCCCUGUGGUUUUGCCGCUGUACAAGAUGUAAGAACAGGAACCCACGAGGACAGGAUGGAUUCUUUCUUCCUGGCUGAGAUGUUUAAGUACCUCUACCUGCUGUUCUCAGAGAAGAGUCAGUUACCUAUAGACAUUGAUGACUAUAUUUUCACUACUGAGGCUCAUUUGCUCCCAGUAUCCCUGUCUACUACCCAGACUUCCUGUCUUACCAACGGAACGGACCCUCAAGCUCAUCAAGAUGAUUUGUUUUCAUACUCCUGCCCCAGUGCUCAAACCCUGUUUCCCAACAACCCCACAUUCGCCAAGACAAUCAGAGACGGAUAUAAAUACCUCACCGGUGUGGGAAGAGCGCAGCAGGCCUCAUCUGUCAGGGGGAUUGAGCUGCCUCUUCAUGACACAGGCCUGGAGCCAGUGGAGUUUCUGAAGAGCAUGGGCAUCUCUCUAACACCCCUUACUGAGCUGGUCUCCGCAAGUCAAGGCUCAGCGCCUCAGGAUACUCAGAAGGGUGUGUUCAAGCUGAAGCUGGUAGCAGAGGUCAGCCAAACCCCUGAGCAUGAGGAAGUGAUGCCACUCAUUGUCCAGCUCAUUUCCCCUCCAUUUUUGGGUCGAACCGUGCUUACGGCUGGUCCAGCGAAGUUUGGGCUGGAUCUCACCAAACAAGAGCACGGGGUGAAAGGACGUAUUAUGAAGAGUGUUCCCUAUACAGCUUGUGGACCCAUAGAGAACACAGUGGAGCUGCAGGGACACAUAGCGCUGGCAUUAAGAGGAGACUGCAUGUUUGCUGCUAAAGCACGACGCCUACAGGAAGCAGGAGCCAUAGGUGUCAUCUUCAUUGAUCAUAGAGAGGGCAGCAGCAGUGCUGAGACUCCUCUGUUUCAGAUGGUUGGAGACGGAGAACCCACUGAUGACAUCACGGUGCCUCUAGUGUUCCUCUUCAGCAAAGAGGGAGCAACGCUCACUGCCGCUCUGCAGGAACAUCACAAUGUGGACGUCCUCCUGCUGCCCAAAGAGAGACAGCUGGGAAAAGAAAAACCUGAGAAGUUAAACAUCAAGUUCCGUUUGGCCAAAGAAGGAGAGCUUGAAGAAGGUGAGACAGAAAGCACUACCAUCCAGCUCAUCCUGGAGCAAAGCGAAACUGCCACAUCUUUACCAGGAGACCACCAGGAGACCUGCACCUUUCCACAGAAAGACUCCGAGAGCAGCCCCUGACAGCGGCUCAGACCUGAUCACAGUUCUCUUCACACAACACAGGGCUUCUCUCCCUGUCUCUGACCUCAGAUCAGCUCUGAUCACUGAUCAGCAUCUCUGCCAGGCCUGGACUGCACCAUAUCAAGGGGGAACAGGAGACUCCCUCUGUUAAAGAUGGUCUGAUCUUGCGGAGCUGGAGCUACACCACAGGUCACAAGUUUGUGAUCAGUAGGAUUUGUUCAUUUUUAAUAAUAAUCCUAUUCUGCUCACCAUUUAUCUAAUCACAAAUACAGUAAAAUAUUAUUAUAAUGUAAAAUAAAAGUUGUCUUUUUGAAUGUUGGUUAAAAUUUAAUUUAUUCCUCUGACCCAAAGCAGAAUUUUCAGCAUCAUUUCUCCAGUCUUCAGUGUCACAUGAUCCUUCAGAAAUCAUAAUAUGAUCAAUUAUUAUAUUCAAAAUCAAUUAUUAUUAAUGAUUUUUAUAGUUAUCGAUGUUGAAAACCUUAUUUCACACUUCAUUUUUGUUUUUUGGAGUCUUUUAUUUUGAAAAAGAUGCACACAUUUAUUUUAUGUCUUUAACUUUCACCCUUUAACAGUUUAAUGUGCACUUAAUAAUAAAGUUAUUACAUUUCUAAUGGUACUUUUAAAUAGUACUGGUUCAGUUUCCACAAAAAUAUGAAGCGGCCCAACAGUUUUCAACACUAAUGAUAUUAAUAAUAAAUGUAAUUUAUUAUUUAAAUUAGAUGAACUUGAAUUUUGAUUGUAAAUUUCCUUGCGUUUUAAAUCUUUUGUAGAUAAAUGAAAUGUGUAAUCAUAAUGUAAAGUCUUAUAUUUAGUAUUAUUGAUAAAAGAAAUUUAACAAUGAAACAUUAAUACAGUUUAAAUUAAAUUCACAUUUUGCUUUUUAUUUUUGCAGUUUUUUUGUAUUUACUUAAUGUAUCAUUUUAAUAUGAUCAAUUAUUAUUGGUACUCAAAGUCGAUCAUUAAUGAUUUUUAUUAUCUUUAAUGUUAAAAAACAUUAUUUCAUGCUUCUUUUUUGUUUUGUGGAAACUGGGAUACAUUCGACCUUUUUGCAAUCUUUUAUUUUGAAAAAAAUGCGUGUGUGCGUGCGUGCGUGUUUAUUUUAUGACUUUAACUUUCACUCUUGAACAGUUUAAUGUGUGCUUGAUUAAUAAAGUUAAUACAUUUCUAAUGGUACUUUUAAAUAGUAUUAUAUCAGUUUCCACAUAAAAAUAUGAAGCGGCCCAACAAAAUUAAAUUAAAUUAUUUGAACUUAAAUUUUUCAUUGUAAAUUUACAUAUAUUUUAAAUCUUUUGUAGAUAAAUGAAAUGUGUAAUCAUAAUGUAAAGUCUUAUAUUUAUUAUUAUUAUUGAUAAUCAUAAGAAAUUUGCCAAUAAAAGAAAUUAUUACAAUUUAAAUUAAACUAAUAUUUUGCUUUUUAUUUUUGCAUUUUUUUUCGUAUUUUAAUGUAUCAUUUUUAAUAUGAUCAAUUAUUAUUAUUAUUAUUGGUGCAAAUUAAAAUUAAUAAUUAAUAAGGAUUUUUAUGAUCAUCAAUGUUAAAAAAACAUAUCACCAGGACUGUAUUUUUCAUAUUCGACCUUUUUGGAAUCUUUUAUUUUGAAAAAAAUGUGUGUGCGCAUAUUUAUUUUAUGUUUUUAACUGCGCUUAUUUCAUAAAGUUAAUACAUUUCUAAUGGUACUUUUAUAUAGUACUGGAUCAGUUUCCACAAAAAUAUGAAGCAGCCCAACUUAAUGUAUCAUUUUAAUAUGAUCAAUUAUUAUUAUUGGUUCACAUUAAAAUUAUUAAUAAGGAUUUUUAAGAUCAUCAAUGUUGAAAACAUUUCAUGCUUCAUUUUUGUUUUGUGGAAACUGGGAUACAUUUUUUGGAACCUUUGAUUUUGAAAAAAUUGUUUGUGCUUGCAUGUUUAUUUUAUGUCUUUAACUUCCACACUUGAACACUUUAAUGUGUGCUUGAUUAAUAAAGUUAAUACAUUUCUAAUGGUACUUUUAAAUAGUACUAUAUCAGUUUCCACAUAAAAAUAUGAAGCGGCCCAACAGUUUUCAACACUAAUGAUGAUAAUAAUAAAAAAUGUUUAUUGCGCAGAAGAUCAGCAUAUUACAAUCAUAUCUAAAGGAUCUUCUAACACUGAAGACUGCAGUAACAAUGCUGAAAAUUUAAAUUUAAAUCACUGAAACAAAUAACAUUUUUUUAAAAAAAUUUUACAAUAUUUUUGAUAUAAUUAAUUGCCUUGGUGACCAAAAUAGGCUCAUUUUAAAAACUCGGAGAACAAAAAAAAAUGAUACCAGUCUCAAACGUUUGACCACUAGUGUAUAUUAAUCUGCACAGAGUGAGAUGGACAAUGCAAGAGAUUCUUCUCAAUCGACUACUAUUGAAAUGCAGUCGCUUUGGGAAUUGAAGCGGUGUAAAAAAACGAUUUCUCACACCAGACGUUUCUUUUAUGACUGAACACAAGAUCUGUGCAUCCUUACUAUUGUUAUUUUUAAUUCAUCCUCAGAAUCUAAGUGGCUUGAAGUCUUAACACAGGGCUCCCAAGACCAACCCCCAUACCC
This is a messenger RNA of Danio aesculapii, 5509 nucleotides long. Its product is annotated as ER degradation-enhancing alpha-mannosidase-like protein 3. NCBI's taxonomy places the organism in Eukaryota, Metazoa, Chordata, Actinopteri, Cypriniformes, Danionidae. Gene Ontology annotation, cellular component: endoplasmic reticulum; membrane. Gene Ontology annotation, molecular function: calcium ion binding; mannosyl-oligosaccharide 1,2-alpha-mannosidase activity. The record is from RefSeq and is a predicted model, not a curated record. Gene Ontology annotation, biological process: mannose trimming involved in glycoprotein ERAD pathway; endoplasmic reticulum mannose trimming; carbohydrate metabolic process. The transcript has 20 exons. Bases 450 to 2963 code for a protein of 837 amino acids.